AUGAGCAAGGUGAAGGAAGUUAUUAUCCGUCAGGUCUGGGCAUAUAAUUUGGAGUAUGAAUUCAAUCUCAUACGCCAAGCUAUCCAUCAACAUCCUAUGGUUUCAAUGGACACCGAAUUUCCGGGCGUAAUUCAUUCACCUAAAAUCGAUCGUCAUUGUCUUCAACCCUCUGACAACUACCGUUACUUGAAGGCCAAUGUUGAUGCUCUUAAGCUCAUUCAAGUUGGUCUCACCCUUACCGACUUUAAAGGAAAUCUUCCUGAUUUUGGUAGCAUUUACAGUUAUAUCUGGGAAUUUAAUUUCUGUGAUUUUGACGUCAAUCACGAUCCUUGUAAUCAAGAUUCUAUUGAUAUGCUUCGCCGUCAAGGGAUUGACUUCAACCGAAAUUUCUACUACGGUGUAAAUUCAAUGCGUUUUGCUGACCUAAUGUUUACAUCAGGACUUAUUUUCAAUAAAUCACUUAUGUGGGUCACAUUUAGCAGCGCUUAUGAUUUCGGAUAUUUGGUAAAGAUCUUAACUCGAAAGAAUUUACCUAACCGUUUAGAAGAUUUUCUAAAAAUCGUAGAAGUGUUGUUUGGAAAUAAAGUAUUUGAUAUGAAACACAUGAUGAAAUUCUGCAACUUUUUGCACGGUGGUCUUGAGCGAGUAGCUAAUACUCUAAAUAUUGGUCGGAUGGUUGGAAAGUCUCAUCAAGCUGGGUCUGAUAGUUUGUUGACAUCUCAGGCAUUUAGAAAAAUGAUAGAAACUUGUUUUAUAAUUAAUAAAGUUCCUGAGCUUAAAGAUUAUACCGGAGUUUUAUUCGGAUUAGAGAUUGUUGCUUAG
Molecule: messenger RNA, 822 nt
Organism: Vicia faba (fava bean)
Lineage: Eukaryota; Viridiplantae; Streptophyta; Magnoliopsida; Fabales; Fabaceae
Source: the annotation of a GenBank genome assembly